Nothobranchius furzeri (turquoise killifish) is the source of this 2062-nucleotide messenger RNA. RefSeq names its product phosphoglucomutase 3 (gene pgm3). NCBI's taxonomy places the organism in Eukaryota, Metazoa, Chordata, Actinopteri, Cyprinodontiformes, Nothobranchiidae. Gene Ontology annotation, biological process: hemopoiesis; carbohydrate metabolic process; UDP-N-acetylglucosamine biosynthetic process. Gene Ontology annotation, molecular function: magnesium ion binding; phosphoacetylglucosamine mutase activity. The record is from RefSeq and is a predicted model, not a curated record.
GCGGGAUUGUGGGAUUUCCGUCUGAACUAUGAACUGUGGCCACGUCGUCGCGAGAAGGCGGAACUAGACGGAACAGGAAGCUUUCUGUUGUUUCACUGAAGGUCCAAAAACUACAAACAUGACAGACGGUUUUAAAGAGGUAUUGGAGAAGUCCAGUCUGCACCCUAAGCCUGCAGGACUGGUUUUGCAGUAUGGCACAGCCGGCUUUAGGACCAACGCCAAACAGCUGGACCACAUUAUGUUCAGGAUGGGUUUGUUGGCCACGCUGCGCUCCAGGAAGACCAAAGCUACCAUCGGGGUCAUGGUGACCGCAUCCCACAAUCCUGAGGAGGAUAAUGGUGUGAAACUCAUUGACCCGAUGGGGGAGAUGCUAACGGCAACGUGGGAGGAUUUUGCCACGCAGCUGGCCAACACCGAGCAGAAGGAGCUGCUCGCGGCUCUCAAGGACAUCAUCAACAAGGAGGCUAUAAACAUGAAGCUGGAGGCUGAAGUGUUUGUGGGGAAAGACACCAGGAGCAGCAGUGCCAGUCUUUCACAAGCAGUGUUGGAUGGAGUUCACGCGCUUGGUGGCCAAAGCAAAGACUACGGUUUGGUCACCACCCCCCAGCUCCACUACAUGGUUUGCUGUCAGAACUCGCACGGCCAGUAUGGAGAAGCCACGGUGGAAGGAUACUGCAGCAAACUCAGCCAAGCUUUUCUCGCACUCUCUAAAAAUGCGUCCAACCGCACAGACGACCAGAAGCAUCUCUUUGUCGACGGAGCUAACGGCAUUGGGGCUCCAAAGCUGCGUGAGGUGGAGAGUCACUUGAAAAAGCAGUUGCAGAUUUCCAUCUUCAACGACGGCAGCCGAGGGAAGUUAAAUCACCAGUGUGGAGCCGACUUUGUCAAAGUGCAGCAAAAACCUCCAACAGGCGUUGAGAUCAGCCCUGGAGAUCGUUGCUGUUCCUUCGACGGCGACGCUGACAGGAUAGUUUAUUACUACACCGACUCUCGGGGAUUCUUCCACCUGCUGGACGGAGACAAAAUAGCUACUCUCAUCAGUACUUUUCUUAAAGAGCUGCUUGUCCAGGCUGGACUAGACCUGAAUAUCGCUGUGGUGCAAACAGCUUACGCAAACGGUAGCUCGACGCGCUACCUGGAGGACACGAUGAAGGUAAUCGUGAGGUGCACAAAGACGGGGGUGAAGCAUCUUCAUCACGCUGCUCAGGAGUUUGAUAUUGGUGUGUACUUCGAGGCAAACGGCCACGGGACUGUGCUGUUCAGUAAAACGGCUGAGGAAAAAGUCCAGCUUCUAGCCAAGAGCACCAACAUUAAUGAUGAGAGGAAGAGAGCGGCUCUCCUGCUGCAGAACACCGUGAACGUCAUCAACCAGACUGUAGGUGAUGCGAUAUCCGACAUGCUGCUGAUUGAAGCCAUUUUAGCCAUUAAAGGGAUGACCGUUCAGCAGUGGGACGCCAUCUACAGCGACCUGCCCAACAGGCAGCUUAAAGUCACGGUGUCUGAUCGCAGAGUGAUCGAGACGACAGACGCAGAGAGGCGGGCGGUGAGCCCUGCAGGUCUGCAGGAGGCCAUCGACGGUUUGGUGAAGAAAUACAAACAGGCUCGCUCCUUCGUGAGACCCUCCGGGACCGAGGAUGUGGUCCGAGUUUAUGCAGAGGCCGACUCUCAGGAGAGCGCUGACGCUUUGGCUCACGAAGUCAGCCUGGCUGUGCAUCGCCUCGCUGGAGGAGUAGGAGCUGAACCCAAACCGUUGCACUAGAAGAACAAACACCGUUCAGUCAAAGUUCUCCUCUCGAAACUUUGAACGCAACUCCAGUGGAUCGCGUGGUACUUUAAAGCCUUUUUUUUGUUUGUUUUUGCAGAGAGGUGCAAAUACUUUCUGUUGUUUAUAUUGAUCUGAUUGUCUUUGUGCAGCUGUGAUUUUCUGGUUUAAAACACGGGGGAGUAAAGAUGAAGUAAAUAUGUGCCAUCUAACUUAACAUGAUUAACCCAGAGAGGUCUGAACAGUUUUCUAAUCUUUCUCCUUGGGGAGUUUUUUCUGAAAUAAACCUUUUUGAACCAA